AUGGGGAAAGCAAAAGAUGAUCAGGAAAAUAGUGAAGCUGAAAUUACGGCGGAUUGUGGUAAGGAUUUAUACAGAAUGGAGAACGGAAGGGAAUGAAGUGGUUCAGGAAAGACGAUUCGCGUCGUCGAACCGCCGAACUGGCCGGCGCCUCCGAUGGAGAUCGGAGAGAAACGAAUGUUCAGAAGAAUAUUCUUCUGGGGAACUCUCAUCGCCCUCGUUCUUAUCUCCUUUGUGCGUUUUUUAUUUUGAAGAAGUUUCGAGCACAAAAAAGGAAUUUCACGACAGAUUCUUCAACAGAUUUUAAAACUUUAUGAAACAGCAUAGUGCGAAAGGGGGAAAGUUGUCGCAGCGAAAAUCUCUUUUCACUGGUUAUUUAAAUCCGAACCUCUUUGUAAAUGCGUCUCAAUUUCUGCAGUUUUUAAACGUAGAACAGCUUUUAAAAUGUAGCAAAUUGAAGAAGAAAGUUUUCAGAUUGGUGCAACGACGUUGUAUUUUGCUAUACAGUGGAUGUCGCUGACAGAAUUAUUCGGAUUCUGCAAUCUCGCCACUUUUUUCUUCUUCAAUUACUUCACUCUGAACAAUUUUGUGCGGGCCUCUAUUGUAGGUCCCGGAUACGUCCCGCGCGGAUGGCGUCCCCAAUCGGUUCGGCUUCCAUUAGUCAAUCAGUUCAAUUUGUCGGAAAAUAGUUGCCUUUUCAAUUUUCCGAAGCAAAGUUUGUGGAAUAGAAAUGGGUCUUGAAGACUUUGUGCAAAGUUUCAAAUUUAAUGGCUAAAUAUACAAGUUCUUGUUGAAAAAGUAAUGGAAAGGAUAUUCACAAGUUUUGAUACGCUAACGAUUUUGUUUUGGGCGGAAAGUUCAAUUUUCUGUUUAAAAAAAAGCUUUCUACAGGCUUAAACCACCUUCAAAUCAAUUCAAUUUUUUUAAUUUGGAAAUAAUAGAGAUAAAUACAAUUAAAGAAAACUUUUCUCUGGGUAACCCUUCUUCAUUGUUUUUUUUUCUUCUAAAAAGUUUAACUUUCACUAUGACGCGAUUUGAAAUCGAAAAUGAAGUGCCCACUACCUUUUAAUCUAGCGCUAGACUAGAUCCAGUGUUCAUGAGGAAAAUGUUUUUCUUACCACAAGUUUUCUGAAUCAUCAGUAAUUCCCAAAUUUUCGUUUUCUAUCACAGGUGGCUUUUUUGCCUCAAUCGCAUUAGCUCAUUAAAGAGUCAAGGCUCUCUUCGCGGUAGUUCAACACAGAGACUUGCAGAAGGAAGCCGAGGGCCGUCUGCAGUUCUGCGAGCCGUGUGGAGGAUACAAGGCGCCUCGGUCUCACCACUGUUCGAAAUGUCGCCGCUGCUGCAUGAAGAUGGAUCACCACUGUCGUCAGUUUAAUCCAUUCUACAUACGCAUCAAAUUUGCCGCGUCAGCGAGUUAAUGGAAACAGGGGCUCGAAAUUUUCGAAUUUAAGUGCUUUCUGGUUUCGAGAUUUCUCAAUGAAGAGUAUUGACCACAUCCAAAGUUGAUAGCGAAGGUAUUGUUUUUAGGUCCCUUAUGGUCUUCCACUUUUUUUUUCUGAUACCAGUAACCGAAAAAUGUAAAUAUUUUCGAAACGUAAUGGAAGAAAGUUUUUUUUUCCAAGCAGAAGGAAAGGAUUUGAAGAAUGGUUUUGAUCGAAGGUUUGUCAUACUGCAGGGGAUUUCCCUUGUUCAGACAUUACAAGGUGACUUCUUAUCUUUUUUAAUCCUUAAUACAUUUUUCCAAAAAGUUAGGAUUAAAGGAGGGUAAUUAAUACUACAAGUAGAACAGUUUCUCUAUUACAGCCUGGAUAAACAAUUGUGUGGGCCAUCGGAACCACGCCUAUUUUGUUCGGUUUCUCGGCGGUGCCAUUUUCGGAUGUGUUCACGCCUUCACCAUCCUUUUUUUCACCGUAUACUACGCUUUCAACGUGGUAGUGUUUCCCUUCUAAUUGGAUGAUUUGUUCCAAUCCUUCGUCAGAACUACUAUAUUAUGUACGGGGACGGAACGGAGCCGCUCAUUUACAUGGACCUUUUCGGGUUUUUCGCGCUUGUCGCCGCAUUGGCCUUUUCUGCAGGCGUUGCAAUUGCUCUCACCAUUCUCCUUUAUUUUCAACUGAAAUACAUUCUGAAAAACAAAAAUAGCAUCGAAGAGUACAUUGGUGAGUUGGAAACAAGACAAUUUGGUCUUUGAACCUUUCUUAGAUCUGAAAGCGCAUAGCAGUCGCGACGAUGAUGAACAUUGGGUUUAUCCUUACGAUCUUGGCUUCAAGCGCAACUUUCUCGAGGUGCUCGGCUCAUUCAGAGGAGAGUGAGUUAGAAACCUCAAUUUUUUUUUGUAUUUUCAUCAUACAUGCACCAGGGUUGCACGGAAGAUAUUUGCGGAACUGCAGUUGAAUCAAAAUUUUUGAAAGAGAAAGUUUUUUUUUCGAAAUGUUGAUAAUAGUGAUGUUAUGUGCAUUUGGAAGUUACAUAUCGAAAAGUUUUUUUCUAUAGAGGGCACCAUUAGUUACAAAAAGUCCGAAAUCAGCUUUACCGAAGGAACUGCUAUUUUCGGUUGAUUCUGAACGAUGAGAGCUUAAUUAAAAUACAUUUUUUGAUUUUUAUCUUCCAAACACUCCUUGGUUAACCAUCAUCAACUUUUUACGAUGAAAAAACUGUACUCUCCAGAAAUUUCCAUCCAUUUCGCAAAUCUCUUCCGUUCAUCACGGACAUGCAAAUGUCUAAAACUAGAAAACCUCAGAAAAAUUUCUUUCAGAACAUGGGUGUGGCUGGUUUAGAUACUUUUUUUGCAUUUUUUUUUUGUCAUGCACGUCGUUUCCAAAUCUAGAUUCCAACCCUGAGGAGUUUUUUUUCUAAUUAUUAAUAGUAUUCCAAAUUAACGAUGCAUUUCAAAAGUUCAUGAUUUAGGAGAAAAUUUUUCCCAGGUCGACUAGCGAGUCUGUCAAUAAUCUUCCUACCUAUAAGCAUUCCAUUUAUUGAGAUUAUAGCCAUGAGACUAGUAAAAAAUAAAAGAUCUUAGGAGAAAAAUAACGAUUUCGUCUCAUAGCCAGCCCCUUUAGCUCAGAAGGUUCACGCGUAAAUUUUAAGUUUCGAACUUUUCAUUUUCUAGUCGAAUAGUACUUUUGAGUUCAUGACUAUUUCCUGCGUACAGCCGUACGUAGGAAAAUAACGUAGUUCAAAAGGAGGUGUGGGUUUUCCAAAAUUUUCAGCAAUUCUAGACCUUUUUAGUGUUAAAAUCAACUUUUUAACGUAGAUGUACUUUUUGGAUCCAAUUUAGACUACUUGAGAUCAAGGUUUUGGGCCGUGAGAAUCGGCCCGUUUUCAUCUCUAUGACUUCAGGACGAAAGGCAACGGAACGUGGUGGCCAGUGAGAGAAGGAAGCGACCAAUUUACGUUCACGGCAAGUCGAAAUCGGGUGCUCCGUCUAUCGGGAGACUUCAGGAGGAGCAGUUGCGACUGAAGCGCUGGAAACAGGAACACUCGCGGGUCGUCUCCGUUCUGAAAGACUUCCCAGGCGGGUUCUGCGCUUCUCGCGUCUACGGCUGGCGUGUUUUCUUACGACAGCCCUUGAUCGACGGAUCCACCUUGCCGGUGUGUCUUCUGUCAACUUCUUCCUUCUAAUAGAAAGUGCAGAUGAAGACCGGCGAUCGGCUCGUGUGCACUCGGGGAAGCAAAGAAUGGCUCUAUGGAUUCGUCGAGACAGAUCCUCACGUCAAAGGAUGGGUGCCGCGGCAGAGCACCGACCUAGUUCAUCUCAAGAAAUCAGAGUGAAACUCGCUGGUCAUCUUUUUUUUUUUACGAUACUCAAAAAGUGUCUAGAGUAUUGAAUAAUGUCAACUCAAACACUUUAACUUUCAACUUCAAGUUUUUUUCAUGUACUAUAUCUGUGAUAACUUCUUCUAAUUUUAAUUUAAACCCGUUAAUCUUUGUGAAGUUGAUCGUGUUUUUUUUCAAUCUCAUCGAAUCAAAUACGCGUAUUGAGGUUAUUUCUAAAACAUUAUUAUGUCUUUACUCGGGCCUCAGUAAUUUCUGCACCGAAUUACAAAAAAAUGAUAAUAAAAUUUUUAGUUUUUCAGGAAAGGAUGUCAUUCUUUUUUAAUGUCAUCAAAUGAAAAAUUCCAAACUUUUUUUGCGUGAAACUCUUUCUGAAGAGCUGUAAUUUUCUCUUUUCAGAUAGUUUUUGUUGAGGUUUACUUUCGUUGAGAGCGCUCUUCUACCGAAAAAUGAUCUGAUUGACCUCGCAUCAAAAAGUCGUGUUCAGUUUAUCCGAAACGUAAUUUUUAGAACUUUUUUUUUCAGAAAUUAGAAAACUGAAAUCGGCGAGCAUUUUAUUCGUUUAUUCGUGUUCAUAAUCACUAUCUAUGAGAAAAAUUUUUCGACUUUCACUUUUUUUAUAUGAAAUAUGUUUUUUUCGGAUUAGACUCGAGAGAAGAGAAAAAAUGGAAUAAAAGUGCUUUUGAGUAUGUUCAGGUUCCAUGCAGAGAUCGAUUGGGCAAUUAUGGAGAAAGAAAAAUUAUCCUCGACGCAGCCGUUUAGUUCUCACUUUUCGGCUCGCUAUGUUUUUCCAAAAAGGUUUUUCUUCGAUCUAUCCUUAUUUUAAAGUCUUUACAAUCUUUGAAAGUCUUCACUGUGCUCACAUGACAAUUAAAGUAAUAAGGAAACAUUUUUUGAAAAUAUAGAAAAGCUGUAACUUUGUUUUAAUAUAAUAUCCAAGAAAUGAGAAAGAAGAAAUGUUUUCAAAACAAUAUUGCGUAAUGAAAAAGUAGAGUGACCGUAUAAACACUGAAAAAAGACAGCUGAAUCAAAACUAAAAUCUCAAUGGAUUUUCGUCAUAUCCAAGUAGUUCUUAUGGUAUGUUUGUAUUUUAAGCUGAUUUCCGUCUGGUAAAAUAGAUCAUGAUGCGCUCUCUCAGCUGAAAUAAUCAGACUUAGUAAAACUCGGGAAAACAAGCUUAUUUAAAAAUCCAAAGUUGCGAAACGGAGCUCCAAGAAGAGCAGAACAAAAGAAGUCUCCACCCAUCUGUGCGGUCUGAGGCCCCGCCCUCCGCUACUCAAAUCGCCUGACUCACGUCUCUUUUGACGUUAUCGAUUCUUUGGGUUACGGUGCCGAGUUGUUUACCUGUUUCGAGAUAAAUAAAAUGGAGGCUUUUCCACUUUUUGAGACAUUUUUGCCAAAGGCGAUCGAUUUUCGGCGCCGCUCAAUUCGAUUCAUUUCAAUCCUGUUAACUUUUUUUCUCACUUUUCUUUCGGGUCUUUUGUAUUCGCAGUGAUUUAUUAAUAUUUGAAAAUCGCUCUUCUAAGAUUUGAAACAAUAUUGAAAACAGCGUUUUCAAGAUGUUUUUUAUUCUCCGACUCGUCUAUUUCAAAUUAUUAACGCCUCUACACUUUUCGUCUUAGCAACCGAUCGCUUUCACCUCUUUUCCUUUUUAAUGAUAGCAACGUUUUUUUUCUCAUCUUCUAUUUUAAAGAAGUUGUCCUUAAAAAUCACAAAGUUAAGCUUCAUGAUAUUCAGUUUUCAAGUUUUCAAGUUUUCCUUUUUUUUAAAUUUUUUCUCUUUCUAUAAUUUUUUUUUCAUGUUUGAAACUAUUAUCACGAACUUUUAUUGGAGAAGAAUCAUAUGGAGGACAUAAAUUUGAAAAAUCGAUAAUGAGGAACGAAACGGAUGGGAAAUAAGAAGUGUAAGCUUCACUAAGACUGGCUUACGCCGCGUCCCUUCAUCAUUGAAAUUUUCAUUUUUCCCUUUUAAUCAAUAACUUUUUUUUCUCAUCAUUACCAUUUGGAAAAAAGAAAAACUUCAUCUGAACAUUUUUUCAACUUUUUGGAGAAUUUUUUGCUUAUGAAUUGCGUAAUUAUGACUGAUAAAUAACUUUUGAAAUGUUUCUUUCUAUUCCUUUUUACCCAUGGAUGAUUUUAAUAGAAAGAAGGUCGACAAAUGUUGGAAUAGGACUUCUCAAAAAUUUUUGUGACGUCAUUUUGUUCAUAAUAAACUAUUCUUUCAACAGAAAUUCCUUCCUUUGCCGUGUAAAAAGUGAACGAUAACAUUUUUUGUCAAGAGUAGCAAUAAAUCUCAAGAAUUUCGUUGCAAAAAUAUUCCUCCGACCUUUUUUGAGGGAAAUUUUAUUUGAAAGUUAACAUCCAAUCGUUUAUAUCUCUCUCACAAUUUUAAAUUUUUUUUAUACAGAAGAUAAACGUUUACCUCCGUGUUUUUAAGCUGCUUAGCUAAAAAGUUCGUUUUGUAGAGGAAUGAACCACGUGGAUGUGGACCAGGUGCUGGAAGACUAUGCGUGGCAUCAGUUCAAAGACCUUCAGUCUUUGCGGAAGACCCGCCUCGACGACUUCAAGACUCUUGACAAGGACGACUGCGAGUUCGUCAUCGUACGUUUUUCUUUCCAAUUUCGUUUCAAUCUUUCUUCAAUCUUUCUUCACCUUUAUGAAAUUGAAUCAAUGAUUUUAGUCAUCGAAUUAGCAUAAACUGCAACUAUUGUUGUGAGCCCUGCCGUUGUUUCAAACCCUUUUUUUCUUUCUCUGGUUCAGAACGUGUACGUUUUCUCUUUUGUACUAGUACUAGUACAAAAGAGUGAGACAUGUUUCAUUGGCCGCAAUCAGACCAACCUUUCUCGAUUGGGAGGACGUCUCGGAAUGUUUUUGAGGGAGUCAAGUAGAAACGGAACGCUUUAAAGGCUAUUGGAGAAAUUGUGUGUGAAUAGAGCUAUAAUGGGCCGACUAGCCGUCAAAGACUCCACACAACAAAUAGUCAAACGCGAGUCCAAGACCGAGGACUCUCAAGAAUCGGCGUUAACGAGGCUUCUCCUUCUUAUCUCUUCUCUUAUCAUAUUGACCCAAACUUCCACUCAAACCUACGCACAAUUUUCGUGUUCGAAAGCGAGAGAAUGUACGAUAAAAACUUGAUAGAAAAAUUCAGUAUUGUAUACCACUAAUGGACAUUUUUUUUUCCGUUCUUUGAAGGGAUAACCAUGCAAGUUAUUUUUGAAGUAGGCCCGAAAAGGGUUGGAAAUUGGGGUUUAAUAUCACACGGAGGUCGCUUUCCACACUCGGCUCCCGUGAAUAUCGAAUUACCGAGCCUUCGGCGCUGCAUCCAGUUAUAUGAAUCCAUGGAAUGCACAUAUCUGUGAUAAAUUGAAGUAAACGGCCAGCACCUUUGGAGGAAGCAAUGUUCAAGUCGACAUCUACACACGAAACAUGAGUUCUCACACAGAAAGACAUUCCGGAACGUGACCUUGAAAGAAAAAACAAACAGGGAUGCGUGGUUAUCUGAUGCGGCAUCGGCCUUCUCUCCGAGUUGUGUUGCGAGGGAAGAAAGAAUUUCGCGCACAGUGGGGUUUCGUCUUAAUGAGAGACCUCGAAUCCGCAGAUGAUCCCUCAGUCGAAGGUUGCCUGCCAUUCCUUCGGCUGGGCUGAGAACGGCAGUGGAAGUCAACUUCUGUGUAAAAAGAGAAAGAAUAAAAAAGGAACAUCUCUGAAAUCGCCAUACUUUCUUCGCCGAAAAAGACAAGUUGGAUAAUUCAGCUAAUCAUUCAACAAUGAGCUCUUCUGAUUUGAUUAUUUCAUAGGUACGCAAUCCGAAAAUCGCCUCCUCAGAAACAUCUAUCUUCUCAAGUUUUAAAUUGUUCUAAUAACUACUAUUAUUGGCUUCGUGAGUCCUUUCCGUUCUUUCCGCGGGCGACGGGGUUCCCGAGGGAGUCGCUUAGGUGCCAACGAUAAUGCUCGUCGAGCUCAUGCGCUUUCUCUCACACCACUUAACGGAAACGAGGGGUUACUGUAAUUUCAGAGUGAGUCAUUCGUGCUGUCACUGUUUCGCGCAAAUGACGUCACUCUCAGUAUUUCCUCUCUUUCUUAUUUUUUGCACCUUUGAUCACCCGAAUGAUUUUAGUAGAGAUUACGAUAUUUGAAAAAUGAAUCAUCAUAAUUCAGAAGAAAAAAUAAUAGGAAUUGAGAGAAAAAUUAAGUUUGGCUAUUAAAGUUUAUAUUAGAAAUUGCCUCUUUUUUGUAGUUUUUUUCUUUCCUCUCGUUCUUCUCGUCAAAGGGUUCAUACUGUUUCAGAAUAGGAAACACCUCGUAGUGCUGAAUGAGGACCCGCAGUACUCCAAUUUCGCUCCCGCAGGCGCCAAGCCUUAUACUCUCUUCAAGUCCGUCUACACAAACAGUACCAAUAGGUUAACUUUUUUUUUUUGUUUCAUAACUUUUGUGGCCACCCAAGCUUAUAAUUGGAAAAAUGACCAAAAACUCAUCUUAAGGCCACAAGAGUACUCCUUCAAGACGGAAAGGACCACAGAGUCCCUGGUCUCAGUUGCACGAGAACAAGGCUUCAUGAUUGGGACCGAGGCAGAACUCACGCUCAAAACACCUUGUGAGUUGAAUGUUUUUUCGAUUUGACUCGAAAGUUUUGAAUUACAUAAUGAAGACGUACAUUAAAUUAAAAUUCCUAAUAUUUGCAUCUUCUUUUUUAAACAAAAAUCUUGGUACAACUAUGUUUUUGACAAUCGAAAAGAAGCCGUGGGUAAUGUUUGUCCACACUCCUUUUGUUCCAUCUCGCACAGAGGUUGUCCGAUUCGCAAUUUGUGAAGCCUCAAAAGCUGCUUUAAUCGACCAAUAGGCUCUGGGAUUUCCCAUGCGUGCACUUCAUUUCGUUCUUUAUUUAUCUCGAGUGGGAACGGAGCGAAGAACUGCAACGAUUUAGAGUUAUUAUUAAAAAUGUCGAGAUUGAGAAUGGAUAAAGUAGAAGAAAAAGAAAUGGUCAGUUUGGAACGGUUAUUUUUCAGGCGAGGUGGCUGAAAUGAAGGCUGGGUUCAAGCACGAAAUGCACUUUAACAACCUCAGCGAAAACUGCAAAACGGAAGUUUUAACGUGGGGCGUCGACAGCAACGUGCAAGUAGUUGAUUUGAAAUAAGUCAUUUUUCAUUCUGAAUUUUUCCAGGUCCCUCCACGGUAUAUGACAGAAGCUUCCAUAAUAAUAGAAGAGAUGAACUAUCGAGGUUCCUACUCGGUUGUGUCGCGGCUGAGCGGCAACGUCGUUGUUUCUAUCAGAAGGUACUUAUUCAAUUCCUCUCUUAGUAAGCUUUGUUUGAGCUGAUAGGAAACCUCUUCUAUUCAUGAUGCAAAAAAGUAACCUUUCCCAACAUGAAGUUGUACCUUUCCACCAUUUUUUUUUCUGCAAUAUCGAUGAUUUUGCUCUUCACAAAAUUUGAAUAUAUAUGUUACAGGUAAGCUUGCCGAUCUGUAUCGUUUAUUUUUUUGUAUACCGAGAAAUGAAUGAAUAAGGAAUUGGAUCCAAAUUCAAACUUUUCCGGAACAUUAGUCGGUUGCUUCGCGAGUUAUCCGAUUUUGACUUCGAUAAAGGGCGGGGGGAAUAGGAAGUGGAGUUGCGUUCACAAUGGAGUUUUUUUGUCGGUGUUUCAGUCAGAGUCCGUCAAGGCUGCCUCGCCCUUGACAAUGCGAGCCAUUUUGGCAACCAACCGUUGUUUUGUUUGUCGAAUCUGCGCCUCGGACAACUUGUCGCAAAUCGCCAGUCCUAUAGAAACCUCUUUGGAUGCGACUGCCAAGAGAAAAAUUUAAAAACUGAAAAUUUUUUUCUGAAAGUUCAUCUAACAAAUUGUAAAAUUAUAACUUCAAAAGAUGUUUUCAGACGUAAAGACAACGCCUUGGUUUUGCCGAUUCGUGUUGGUAUCGUUGAAGUUUUCCGUUCACAGCUGGAUAGUCCGCAUUGCAAAAAGAAGUCCGUUUUUUUAUUUAAAAAAACGUUAAAUUUUUCUCGGAGAAGAACUACAGAAAAUUGUAGUAUUGGAUAAGUUGUGAACUGAUUUUUUUCAAUUUCCAGAUCAAACAAGUUGUGAGCAUCGAUCAGAACAAAUUUGUCCGUCUCAUCAGUAAAGGAAACUGCCAGUUCCAAGUAAACAAGUUUUUUUUUUCCUAACAUGGGAGGUCAUUUUUGCGUAGGGUUCAGAAUUUUUUAUAAAUUUGCUCAAACAAUCUUUGAUGGACUGGGAAUCGAUCCCCCAUAGUCGCUACCUGCACAAACUUUUUGUUUUGGAGAUAUGAUUUUUCAAAGUUUUUAUCCUUAACCAUGUGACGCCGUUUGGAAGGAAUGUGGCCGCGCCACCAACCACUGCAUGGCAGCUAGGAGCGUAGUGCAGUGGCUAGCGUGUAAGCCUGCGGAGCCUGUGAUGAAGGUUCGAAUCCUUUUUCCGCUAACUUUUUUUUGCCAUUUUUUUUAAAGAGUUUUGGUGAGAAUAUGAAAAUUUCAUGAGUAAAACCUUCCCAAAUAAGUUCGAUAGCUAUUUUUCUUUCAAAAAAAUCGCCACAACUUUAGAAAUUUUUUUCAUAAUUUUUUUGUCCAUCAAAAAAAGGCGAUUUUUAGAAAGAAAUUAGCUAUCGAACUUAUUUGGAAAGGUUUUACUCAUGAAAUUUUUAAUAUUCAUAUCAGAAUUCUUUUAAAAAAAAUGGCAAAAAAAAGUUAGCGGAAAAAGGAUUCGAACCUUCAUCACAGGCUCCGCAGGCUUACACGCUAGCCACUGCACUACGCUCCUAGCUGCCAUGCAGUGGUUGGUGGCGCGGCCACAUUCCUUCCAAACGGCGUCACAUGGUUAAGGAUAAAAACUUUGAAAAAUCAUAUCUCCAAAACAAAAAGUUUGUGCAGGUAGCGACUAUGGGGGAUCGAUUCCCAGUCCAUCGAAGAUUGUUUGAGCAAAUUUAUAAAAAAUUCUGAACCCUACGCUAAAAUGACCUCCCAUGUAAGAGCCAAACGAAAAAUCAAUCGAGGUUGAUAAGAAUAUUGAGGUUUUGUUUUCAGUUCGCGAUGAAGCAGCGGAUCGACCUCAAAGAGAACCCAAUGACGCGAGGCGAUGAGAUAAUGAUUGACUGA
Molecule: messenger RNA, 10875 nt
Organism: Caenorhabditis auriculariae
Lineage: Eukaryota; Metazoa; Nematoda; Chromadorea; Rhabditida; Rhabditidae
Source: the annotation of a GenBank genome assembly